CCCGCUCGGCUCCGGCUAGGCGACGGCGGCGGCGCUUCCGCCUCGCGGGUCCCGGCCGGGUGCGAGCGGCCCCGCGAUGUGGCUGAGCCCGGAGGAGGUGCUGGUGGCCAACGCGCUGUGGGUGACGGAGCGGGCCAACCCCUUCUUCGUGCUGCAGCGGCGCCGGGGCCACGGCAAGGGCGGCGGCCUCACGGGUCUUCUUGUGGGCACCCUGGACGUGGUGUUGGAUUCAAGCGCUCGCGUGGCCCCUUACCGCAUCCUGCACCAGACCCAGGAUUCACAGGUCUACUGGACGGUGGCAUGUGGUUCUUCCCGCAAAGAGAUCACAAAACACUGGGAAUGGCUGGAAAAUAACUUGCUCCAAACACUGUCCAUCUUUGACAAUGAAGAAGAUAUCACCACUUUUGUCAAGGGCAAAGUACACGGCAUCAUCGCAGAAGAGAACAAAAACCUACAGCCCCAGGGAGACGAGGACCCUGGGAAGUUCAAGGAGGCUGAGCUGAAGAUGCGAAAGCAGUUUGGGAUGCCUGAGGGCGAGAAGCUGGUCAACUACUAUUCCUGCAGCUUCUGGAAGGGCCGAGUGCCCCGGCAGGGCUGGCUCUACCUGACGGUCAACCACCUGUGUUUCUACUCCUUCCUGCUGGGGAAGGAAGUGAGCCUUGUGGUGCAGUGGGUGGAUGUCACAAGGCUGGAGAAGAAUGCCACCCUGCUUUUCCCCGAGAGCAUCCGAGUGGACACCCGUGACCAGGAGCUUUUCUUCUCCAUGUUCCUCAACAUUGGUGAGACCUUCAAGCUCAUGGAGCAGCUGGCCAACUUGGCCAUGCGGCAGCUACUGGACAGUGAGGGUUUCCUGGAGGACAAGGCCCUGCCCAGGCCCAUCCGGCCACACAGGAACAUCUCAGCUCUGAAACGAGACCUGGAUGCCCGAGCCAAGAACGAGUGCUACCGGGCCACAUUCCGGCUGCCCAGGGAUGAGCGGCUAGAUGGCCAUACAAGCUGUACCCUGUGGACGCCAUUCAACAAACUGCACAUCCCUGGCCAGAUGUUCAUUUCCAACAACUACAUCUGCUUUGCCAGCAAGGAGGAAGAUGCAUGCCACCUCAUCAUACCCCUGAGGGAGGUGACCAUUGUCGAAAAAGCUGACAGCUCCAGUGUCCUGCCCAGCCCUCUGUCCAUUAGCACCAAAAGUAAAAUGACCUUCUUGUUUGCCAACCUGAAAGACCGGGAUUUCUUGGUUCAGAGGAUCUCUGACUUCCUCCAGAAAACGCCAUCCAAGCAGCCAGGCAGCAGCUUUGGAGGGAGGAAAGCCAGCAUUGCAGACCCUGGCCCAGAGUCUUCCUCAGCUCCUCAGGAGGGAUCAGAGCAGCCCACCAGCCCGGCCUCUCCCCUCAGCAGCUACCAGAGCUUCUGUGCACAGGAGGCACCGACCGCUUCCCAGGGCCUGCUCAAGCUCUUUCAGGGAAACUCACCCAUGGAGGACCUCGGAGCCAAAGGGGCCAAGGAGAAGAUGAAAGAAGAGUCAUGGAACAUCCACUUCUUUGAGUACGGGCGAGGCAUGGGCAUGUACCGCACGGCCAGGACGCGGGAGCUAGUCCUGAAGGGCAUCCCCGAGAGCCUCCGGGGGGAGCUCUGGCUCCUCUUCUCUGGGGCUUGGAAUGAGAUGGUAACUCACCCUGGCUACUACACCGAGCUGGUGGAGAAGUCCAUGGGGAAGUAUAGCCUGGCCACGGAGGAGAUCGAGAGGGACCUCCACCGCUCAAUGCCCGAGCACCCCGCCUUCCAGAAUGAACUUGGGAUUGCUGCACUCCGGCGGGUGCUGACUGCCUAUGCUUUCCGAAACCCCACCAUUGGCUACUGCCAGGCGAUGAACAUCGUGACCUCAGUGCUCCUGCUGUAUGGCAGUGAGGAGGAGGCCUUCUGGCUCCUGGUGGCCCUUUGCGAGCGCAUGCUGCCCGACUACUACAACACCAGGGUGGUGGGAGCCCUGGUGGAUCAGGGCAUCUUCGAAGAGCUCACGAGGGACUUCCUGCCCCAGCUCUCAGAGAAGAUGCAGGACCUGGGGGUGAUCUCCAGCAUCUCACUGUCCUGGUUCCUGACCCUCUUCCUCAGUGCCAUGCCCUUUGAGAGCGCCGUAGUCGUUGUUGAUUGCUUCUUCUACGAGGGCAUCAAGGUGAUCCUGCAGGUGGCCCUGGCCGUCCUGGAUGCCAACAUGGAGCAGCUGCUAGACUGCAGUGACGAAGGCGAGGCCAUGACUGUGCUGGGCAGGUACCUGGAUAAUGUGGUCAAUAAGCAGAGUGUUUCUCCUCCUAUCCCACACCUCCAUGCCUUGCUGACCAGCGGGGAUGACCCCCCUGAAGAGGUGGACAUAUUUGAGCUUCUGAAAGUAUCUUAUGAGAAAUUCAGCACCCUGAGAGCCAAUGACAUUGAACAGAUGCGGUUUAAACAGAGGCUGAAAGUGAUCCAGUCCUUGGAGGACACAGCCAAGAGAAGCGUGGUCCGAGCUAUACCUGUGGACAUUGGUUUCUCAAUUGAAGAGCUGGAGGACCUCUACAUGGUGUUUAAGGCCAAACACCUGACAAGCCAGUAUUGGGGGAGCAGCCGCAUGGCCGCCAUCCGUCGGGACCCCAGCCUUCCGUACCUGGAGCAGUACCGGAUUGAUGCAAGCCAGUUCCAGGAACUCUUUGCCAGCCUGACACCCUGGGCUUGCGGCUCCCACACCCCUGUGCUGGCGGGGCGCAUGUUCCGGCUUCUGGACAAAAAUAAGGAUUUACUGAUCAACUUCAAGGAGUUUGUGACAGGGAUGAGUGGGAUGUACCAUGGAGACCUGACAGAGAAACUGAAGGUGCUCUACAAGCUGCACCUUCCCCCAGCUCUGAGCCCUGAGGAGGCUGAGUCAGCCCUGGAGGCAGCCCACUAUUUCACAGAGGACAGCUCCUCGGAAGCAUCUCCUCUGGCCUCAGAUCCGGAUCUUUUCCUGCCCUGGGAGGCUCAAGAAGCACUACAACCAGAAGAGCGAGAAGGGAGUGGAAAUGAAGAUGUCCGAGAAAAAAGAGGAGAGGAGAAGGCAACCAGCCCCCCAGACUAUCGGCACUACCUUCGAAUGUGGGCCAAGGAGAAGGAGGCUCAGAAGGAGACGAUCAAGGAUCUUCCCAAGAUGAACCAGGAGCAGUUUAUCGAACUUUGCAAGACCCUUUACAACAUGUUCAGUGAAGACCCUAUGGAGCAAGACUUGUACCAUGCCAUUGCCACAGUGGCCAGCCUCCUCCUUCGUAUUGGUGAAGUGGGAAAGAAGUUCUCGGGCAGGAAGCCCAGAGACGGUGCCCACAGUGGGGACCACGAUGUUGCCACAGAAGAUGAGCCAUCAGCACCUGAGCCCCAUCAGGAUGCAUCCCGGGAGGCCCAGCCACCAGCUGCAGGGGACCCCCAGGCCAAAGCUGGUGGUGACACCCACCUGGGAAAAGCACCACAGGAGAGCCAGGUGGUGGUUGAGGGGGGCAGUGGUGAGGCACCCUCUCAGCUGCUAUCCGAUGAUGAGACCAAAGAUGACAUGUCCAUGUCCUCCUACUCAGUGGUCAGCACGGGCUCCCUGCAGUGUGAGGACCUCACUGACGACACGGUGCUGGUGGGGGGUGAGGCCCGCAGCCCCACAGCACGUAGCGGGGGCACUGUCGACACGGACUGGUGCAUCUCCUUCGAGCAGAUCCUUGCCUCCAUCCUGACGGAGUCUGUGCUGGUGAACUUCUUUGAGAAGAGGGUGGACAUUGGACUUAAGAUCAAGGACCAAAAGAAGGUGGAGCGACAGUUUAGCACCUCCAGUGACCAUGAGCAGCCUGGAGUUUCAGGCUGACCUCUGCAGCUGCACAGGCCAGCCAAGGCCCAUCCGCUCCUCCCUUUCCAUUUUUUCUCUCAAGGCAUACCCUUCCUUUUCUCCCCAGAGCCAAGCAAUGUGAGUGGAAAGACAGCUGAUGGUGGCACAGACGCCUUAGAUUCCUCGAGGUUGCAUCUCCUGGCACCAGCUGCUGGCAGGGCCCAGGAAAAGGGUGGUGCCCCCACCUUCCUCUUUGCCCAGUGGGAGCCUGCCUGGCACCCAGCCACGCCUGCCUAGGUUAGAGACUCUCAGAUCCGCUCUACUUGCCUCCUGCUGCCAUGCCCCAUUUGUGGCCUGGCCACACAGAGUCCCCCACCCACAGGAUACUCUUGCAGCUGUGUGGUCCAGGGUCCUGUGCUUGUUUGGGCACCAAAGUGACAGAACCUUUAGGGUACUCUCUGGGAGCCCUUGAGCCUAAGCCUACUGACUGAGGAACACAGGCAAAAAUCAUCACAGGGUGGCCACUGCAAACAGGCAUGACAUUAUGUGCUCUCAGCUCAUUAUCUUACUGUUAACUUUAAAAGCAUAUCCCUCAGGUCCUAAUAUCUUUCCUUGGAUUCAUUUCAGUUGGCUAAAAAUUACACUGCUCAAUGCCUUAAUAAAUCCCUGAAAGAAAUAAAAUCCA
Messenger RNA from Nycticebus coucang (slow loris), 4493 nucleotides. It is a transcript of the gene TBC1D9B, whose product is annotated as TBC1 domain family member 9B. The record is from RefSeq and is a predicted model, not a curated record. The coding region runs from base 77 to 3847 and encodes 1256 amino acids. Gene Ontology annotation, molecular function: calcium ion binding. The transcript is spliced from 22 exons. NCBI's taxonomy places the organism in Eukaryota, Metazoa, Chordata, Mammalia, Primates, Lorisidae.